Molecule: messenger RNA, 2058 nt
Organism: Sphenostylis stenocarpa
Lineage: Eukaryota; Viridiplantae; Streptophyta; Magnoliopsida; Fabales; Fabaceae
Source: the annotation of a GenBank genome assembly
AUGGCAUUUCCGACCAAGAAGCUCAUCGACGACCCCAAUGGUGAGUGUGUUUCUUCCUCUCUCUCCUUCCACUAUCUCUCCCUUGCUCUCCGCUCAAUUUUCCCUCUCUGCCAAAUUCGCCCUUCCUUUUUGACUCUUGCCAUCCACUAUUGGUCCGUUCUCAAUCUCUGGCAGCAAUCUCUGGCAGCACGGUUUCUGUCCGAACCCUGUACUAGUUCGAAGAGUACUGUCCAGUAUGUUGUGACUGAGUUCAUUGAAGGUCUUGUGGAGACUUAUCCUGGACUGCAGUAUUUAGAUGGCUUUCCUCUGGUGAAGGUUGUGCUACGGGCAGAUGUUUCAGCUGCAACGUAUGAUAAAGUUGCAGUCAUAUCAGGAGGAGGAAGUGGGCAUGAGCCUGCCCAUGCUGGAUUUGUGGGAGAAGGAAUGCUUACAGCAGCAGUUUGUGGAGAUAUAUUUUCCUCUCCACCCGUUGAUUCAAUUCUAGCUGGAAUACGAGCUGUAACGGGUUCUAAGGGAUGUCUUUUGAUUGUAAAGAACUAUACUGGUGAUCGUUUGAACUUUGGUUUGGCUGCCGAGCUAGCAAAAUCUGAAGGUUAUAAAGUAGAGACUGUAAUUGUUGGGGAUGAUUGUGCCCUACCUCCGCCUCGAGGCAUUGCUGGAAGAAGAGGUUUGGCCGGGACUAUUCUGGUUCAUAAGGUUGCAGGAGCUGCUGCUGCUGCUGGUCAUUCUCUUGAUGAUGUUGCUGCAGAAGCUAAACAUGCAUCUGAAAUAGUGGGAACAAUGGGUGUUGCUUUGAGUGUUUGCACAAUUCCUGGUCAAGUUACAUCAGAUCGUUUGGGCCCAGGAAAGAUGGAACUUGGUCUUGGAAUUCAUGGAGAAGCUGGUGCAGCAGUGGCUGAUAUUCAGCCUGUAAAUGUGGUGGUUUCUCAUGUUCUGCAACAAAUAUUGUCGACGGAAACAAACUAUGUUCCAAUAACUCGAGGAGAAAGAGUGGUUCUCAUGGUCAAUGGGUUAGGUGGCACUCCCACCAUGGAACUAAUGAUUACAGCUGGAAAAACAGUUCCAAAAUUACAGCUAGAGCAUGGACUGGCUGUUGAUAGAGUUUAUACUGGGUCAUUUAUGACUUCUCUUGAUAUGGCAGGUUUCUCAAUUUCUAUCAUGAAGGCUGAUCCUGCUAUUCUUCAACGAUUAGAUGCUCCAACCAAAGCUCCAUAUUGGCCUGUUGCUGCUGAUGGAAAUCACCCACCUGCUAAGAUUCCUGUUCCAAUCUCUGCGUCUCGAUCAGCAAAGACUGAUGAGGAGAUAGCAAAAUUAAGUAUUGACAGGUAUCUGUUAGUUUCCAAAGAGAGGGCAUCAUCACCAUCCAAGCAUGUUGGAGAGCAAUUGGAGGAUCAACCACAACAACUAAAUGAGCAAGGCCAAAUUCUUGAGGUAGCCAUUGAAGCUGCUGCAAAUGCAAUUAUAAAUAUUAAAGAAAAUCUAAACGAAUGGGAUGGUAAAGUUGGUGAUGGUGACUGUGGAUCAACUAUGUCUAGAGGUGCAAAAGCAAUUCUUGAGGACAUCAAAAAUUACCCUCUAAAUGAUGCUGCUGAAACUGUUGGUGAAAUUGGUUCAUCAAUCGGAAGAUCCAUGGGAGGAACAAGUGGGAUCAUAUAUACAAUCUUUUUUAAGGCAGCACAUUCACAUCUGAAAGCAAGCUCCCAUUCUGGUGUUACAUCAAAACAAUGGGCUGAGGCACUUGAAGCUUCCAUUGCUGCUGUAAGUAAAUAUGGGGGUGCUAGUGCUGGUUAUAGAACAUUGUUAGAUGCCCUUAUUCCAGCAUCGUCGGUUCUUGAAGAGAAAUUAAAUUCUGGCGAGGAUCCUUGCACCGCUUUUGUUCUCUCCUCUGAAGCUGCAUUGGCUGGAGCUGAGUCAACUGUAGACAUGCAAGCACAGGCUGGGCGUUCAACAUACAUUUCUGGAGAGAUUCUUUCAACAGUUCCUGAUCCCGGUGCUAUGGCUGCAGCGACAUGGUACAGAGCUGCGGCCUUAGCUGUGAGGGCGAAAUACCAGAGCUAA